AUGUUUACCUUCAAAACUGUUUUACCUCGUGUGUCAUACCGUUCCACACAAGUUUCAAGAUCCUUUACCUCUUCACUUAUAAGGAAAAACGCAAAUUCUGAUUUGGAUAAAUCAAUUGAUGAAUUGGUGAAUAUCAAACUAUCCACGGAGAAGUCGAAAGUACCUGAAUUAGACCAAGAAACAAUUUCUACGUCUAAACUCAUAGAUACUUUUAACCAGUAUGAACCUAAAGUUAUGUCUGAAGAAGUGGUAGCGCCAGGUUCCAAGAAUCCAAUCCCAAUUAAUGCCGAAUUGAAUUACUAUGCGCCUUUGAAGCAUGAGGUUAAAUACGGGCAUCUUAAGGCAGAAGUUAUAUUCAAGUGUUUUGACCCUGUUAACGUGGAGUUUUUCUGUGAUUUUGCAUUAAGAGCUGCGUAUUAUCUCGGAUUACCAGCAACUGGCCCAAAACCAAUUCCUACAAAGAGGGAGAGAUGGACAGUCAUCAGAGCACCAUUCGUUCAUGCAAAAUCUAAGGAAAAUUUUGAAAGAAAAACACACGGCAGAAUGAUCAAAAUUUGGGAUUCAGAUAACGAAGUCAUUGAUUUAUGGUUGUCCUACUUGAAGAAAAACUCUGUCUGGGGUGUCGGGGUUAAGGUUAACAUGUACACCAGCGAACCAUUACAAUUAUCCGAUAAAAUGGAAUCUAUUGAAGCUAACAAAAAGGCCUUGGAUGAGUUAUCUGCUUCAAUUGAAACUUUAUCUAAGGAUACCGGAAAUCCAGUCUCUCAAAAGGUUUUGGAAUUAUUAAAGGACCCAGUUUUCACUAAGCAUAUGUCAAAUAAAGAAAUCGAACAACUCAAAUCAUCCAGUUAA
Molecule: messenger RNA, 852 nt
Organism: Pichia kudriavzevii
Lineage: Eukaryota; Fungi; Ascomycota; Pichiomycetes; Pichiales; Pichiaceae
Exons: 1
Coding region: 1-852 (283 amino acids)
Biological process (GO): translation
Cellular component (GO): small ribosomal subunit; ribosome; mitochondrion
Molecular function (GO): structural constituent of ribosome
Source: RefSeq, a predicted model, not a curated record